Arachis duranensis is the source of this 486-nucleotide messenger RNA. Its product is annotated as protein FAR1-RELATED SEQUENCE 1-like. The record is from RefSeq and is a predicted model, not a curated record. NCBI's taxonomy places the organism in Eukaryota, Viridiplantae, Streptophyta, Magnoliopsida, Fabales, Fabaceae. Bases 1 to 486 code for a protein of 161 amino acids. The transcript has 2 exons. Gene Ontology annotation, biological process: regulation of DNA-templated transcription.
AUGAGCCGUGUUGUUUGGAACUCGUACACAAAAGAAGCAUUUGACAAAAACUGGAUCGAUUUCCUUAGAAAAUACGGCCUCAGAGGCCACAAGUGGCUUUCAGAGUUGUACGAGGAUCGGCAUAUAUGGAUUCCAGUUUACUUGGAUUACCACUUUUGGGUCGGGAUGAGAAGCACACAAAGGAGCGGGAGCAUGCAUUCAUUUUUCAACAAGUUCAUCACACGGAAUAGCUCAUUGAGACAAUUCGUGAAACAAUACGACAAUUGCCUAGCAAGCAGAGAGCAAGCAGACAGAGAAUUUGAUGCUGCAGAUUUUCAUACUGUGAUACCGUGCGCAACAAAAUCAAUAAUAGAGGCACAUUUUCAGCAUGUAUAUACCCAUGAGAAGUUCAGGGAACUUCAAGCUCAAUUCAGAGGUAAAGUGAACUGUAUCACAAGAUCAAUGCAUUUCACCCUAGGUUUCACAAUAUAUGAAGUCAUAGAGUAG